AGCAAACUCUGCAAAGCUCACACACACACACUCGACGACGAUAUAACGAGUUGGCCAAGCCAAAGCAAAGCUCUGUCCAGGCUCUGUUCCAAGAGGAGAGUGGCGACAGUGCGCGCAUAAUCAGUGUUGGCCGGAGGGAGGGAAGGGGUCACGAAGUGUCAGGGAGGGGGAAAAGGCGGUCAGGUUCCAGCGGGAGGGUUGGGAAGCGCUUCGGAGGAGCGUUCGAUGCCAGGCAUGGCGGUGGCGGAGGAUGUUGAGCCACACUCGCUGCGGAAGCUGUAUCAAAAGUCGUUGAAGCGGACCUACGAGUUGUUCCUCUCCAAUCGAGGAGAGCGGCCAGCUCCGGAUGCCCUCAGCACGCAAGCCCGCAUCUCCGCAAAGAUCAAUGACGAGUACGCUGCCAUCAAAGACAAGCCGCUCCCGGUCCCCUCCAAAGACAUCGCCGCCGCCGCACCCCCCCAUGCAGCCGACAUUCGGCGCCCGGCCGGGGGGGCCGCUGAGGCUGCCGUCCCUAGCACGUCGGGAGCUAAGCACCCCCCCGUUGCGGGGGCAGCGGCAGGCCCCGGCAACGAGCUGGUGAUUCACCAGGCGGCGGCGCCGGAUGUGCCGAAAGCGCCUGGAAACAUGGCGCUUAGCACGUUGGGGUCGAAAGACCAGUUCAGCGCGCAGGUGCUCAAGCGGCUGCCGAGCAAAUGGCCGAAGCCAGUGUGGCAUCCGCCCUGGAAACUGUACCGGGUGAUUUCGGGGCAUCUUGGGUGGGUGCGAUCAGUAGCAUUUGAACCGGGGAACGAGUGGUUUGUCACGGGCUCAGCUGACCGGACAAUAAAGGUGUGGGACACCGCUUCGGGGCAGUUGAAGCUGACGUUAACGGGCCACAUCGAGCAAGUCCGAGGCCUUGCUGUGAGCUCUCGACACCCGUACAUGUUUUCUGCGGGAGACGACAAGCAAGUCAAGUGUUGGGACCUCGAGUACAACAAGGUCAUCCGUUCGUACCACGGCCAUCUCAGCGGCGUCUACUGCCUCGCCCUCCACCCCACGCUCGACAUUCUCAUGACGGGCGGCCGAGACUCGGCGUGCCGAGUGUGGGACAUGCGCACCAAAGCGCAGAUCUUCUGUCUGUCAGGCCACGAGAACACUGUGUGCGCCGUGUUGACACAACCUACUGACCCCCAGAUCAUCACGGGCUCCCACGACUCGACGGUCAAGCUGUGGGACCUGGCGGCCGGCAAGACCAUGUCCACCCUCACCUUCCACAAAAAGUCGGUCAGAGCGCUGGCCAUGCACCCCUUCGAGCACACCUUCGCUUCUGCAUCUGCCGACAACAUCAAAAAGUUCAAGCUGCCGCAAGGGGAGUUCCUUCACAACAUGCUCACGCAGCAGAAGACGAUCGUGAACUGCAUGGCGGUGAACGAGGACGGCGUGCUGGCGACGGGGGGCGACAACGGCAGCAUGUGGUACUGGGACUGGAAGAGCGGCCACAACUUCCAGCAGGACCAGUCCAUCGUGCAGCCAGGCUCUCUUGAUAGCGAGGCGGGCAUUUUUGCAAUGACGUAUGAUGUCACCGGAAGCCGCCUCGUGACAUGCGAGGCCGAUAAGACGAUCAAAAUGUGGAAGGAAGACGAGGAUGCGACGCCAGAAACGCAUCCAGGGCUUCCUUUCAGACCACCCAAGGACAUCAAGCGAUUUUGAGCAAAGGUUGCUUAUGCCUAUUCGCUUGCCUCUGCGGCUCUCUCUUAACAGCUGCGUUCAUCCAGCCUGCACACGUGUCUCUAAACAUGUGAUCA
This is a messenger RNA of Klebsormidium nitens, 1784 nucleotides long. NCBI's taxonomy places the organism in Eukaryota, Viridiplantae, Streptophyta, Klebsormidiophyceae, Klebsormidiales, Klebsormidiaceae. The record is from the annotation of a GenBank genome assembly.